Messenger RNA from Phyllopteryx taeniolatus (common seadragon), 2896 nucleotides. RefSeq lists its product as uncharacterized. The coding region runs from base 250 to 1617 and encodes 455 amino acids. The transcript is spliced from 4 exons. NCBI's taxonomy places the organism in Eukaryota, Metazoa, Chordata, Actinopteri, Syngnathiformes, Syngnathidae. The record is from RefSeq and is a predicted model, not a curated record.
CAACACUGUCCACAGCGUUGGAGUGCUUAACUUCAGCUUAUUGCCAUGACAACGCGCCUUUAAAGCGCUCUCUGAUUGGCUGACGGCUCGGGGACGGCACGGUCUGAUUGGCUGACGGCUUAGCCACCUCGCGCAAGUAGGUACAGAGACGCGGGCUCGCAGGAGCACUUUCGCCAGAAACAACGACAACAACAUGGAGCGCAAACGAUUUAAAGAGCGAGGCGGCCUUUUUGGGACAUCUGACGUUUGAUGAAAAUGCCAAAAAGCGACACGUGGCCAGGCGGCACCGCACCGGAAACGUCGGCCGGCAUGGACGGCGCCGGCAGCUGUGACAGCGUUGUCAGCGGACACUCUGGUUUCAGCGAUGACAGUCUGGAGCACUUGUCUGCGGAGGAGAAAGCUUGCCUCAUGUUUUUGGAGGAGACCAUUGAGUCUUUAGACACCCAGGACGACAGCGGACGCUCCGACGACGAACUGGACCUCUUGCCCGACCCUGGCAGCCUGGCCUCCAGACUGGCAGACCUGUCAGCCUCCAUGAGCAAAACCAAGCUCAACGGUCUGCAAAAGCACAACUUCAUGGAGACCGUCAGGGAAAAAGUGGAGAACAAAUCCAUACAGAACUACCUUGUACCGACACCUUUUGUUUUGGCGAGCAGCUCUAAUUGUGCCGAACCAAACGUCAAUGCUGCUAUUCAGCUAAAUAAGAAGAAAUCUCUUUCAUUUAGCGACAACUCCAGCCACAAGCCUGCUGGCGUGCAUGUACCCUUCGAGGUCAAUGUUGUGAUACCUGCUGCAACCAAACCCAAAGACAACUUGGUGAAGACAGGCGAGAGAGGACCUUUAUCCUACGAUGCGCUUGUUUACCUACGGAGGAGCGCCUCCACAAAGAAAACACCUUUGUGUCCCACAGUCGAUCACACCGUAGACUUGGUCAAAUGCGUCACAGAAGGUCCAAACACUGGAAAUGACAGAGCUGUCUCGGAGGCAGACGGGUCUAGGACAGGCCCGCCGCCAGUUGCAGCGAAACCCAAAAGAAUCCCUUCAAAUAUCUCAACGAAGACAGAAAGGGAAGCGGGCCGCCCCGCCUCCAACUCAUCAUACAGUCUCAAGAACACAACAGAUCCCAAAGUGGUGCGCCAGGAAGCUUUGCAGAAGCUGGGCCUCCUCAAAGACCGUCCGUCAGAGACUGCCCAAGUGGCCCGACUGGAGCUCCCCAAGUUUCAUUCGUCCGCGGGCGACGGAUUUUCAAAAAGUCCCGCAGACAUCGGUCCGUCGAGAAGCCCCUCUUUUUGCCACGCUCCGGUGCCCCCUGGACCCAGGAGUAAGGGGCUGCAGAGCACUGCGAGUUUCCACCACCGCUCCGGGUGCGACCGACAGCCCGUGUCGCUCGCUCAACUCAACAGGUUGAAGACGACCGGUCCAGAGCGCCCUGUCAACUGCAAAAAUGAGAUGAACCGUCCUCAACCGCGACUCAAAACAGUCGCCGAGGAGCAGCCGGUCGCCCCCAAAGCCUCAAACUCUGUGGCGUACACGGUGAUGAUGGUGCCUGGAAUGGGCGCCGACAGAAAAGAGGCUCUCAGGAAGUUGGGACUGCUCCGAGACGAGCCGCACGAGUAAAACCGAGCGGAGGACUUCCCGAGUCAACGGGAGCUAAAAGCCUGACGAGGCCACUUGGCACUCGGGUCCGUCCGCUAAGGACGGAGAGAACGAUCAACUUAAAGGAGCGGCUCUCUCCUCGCUACGCAGUUUUUCCAACGGCGUCCUGUUGUGCUGCAGCUCAAAUCCGAUCGAUCGUUUCCCAGUGGAGAACUCCGAGCUCCGCCACGUUUACGGGACCUUUGCAUUGUUGACAAAUUCAGGGUUCACGCCUGUGCCUCAACUUGGACAUUGGCUGAAGUCAAGAAUUUUCUCAAUUCUGAACUUCAUCCUCUUAAGCGGGUUACAUUUGCCAUUUUAACCGAUGUUUUCAAUGUGAGAGACCGCGAAAAUAUUGAACAGGUUUAGCAUUUUUCUAAGCAGAUCGGGCAGGAUAAUCGUUCCGAGACAGUCGGGCCUUUUCUGCCUACGUUUGGCCGAAUUGUCGCUAUGCGUGUACCCUGCUUGCGGAAUGAAAAGUAGUCAUGACUCUUUCGAUGUUGUCUUUUUCACGCAUGCACAAGAAAAAUGAAACGUUUGAGCGCAAAUAAUUGGAGUCGCUGGGGAUUUUGUGAUCGGCAGAGCGGCUACGCGGUUGCGCCGCUCGUCUUACUCUUCCGUUAUCAGAUUAGCUUCGGCUCGGCAUGCGCGUUAACUUUCUCUCUGCUCGCUGCAUCCGCUUUUGGGCGUUUGACUUUUAAUUCCUUCCUCGAGAUGUUACGCAACGCCACCGAAGCCUUCCGCGCUCGCCGUUAUCGCGCGCUGCUCGACAAACGGGGGUGCUAUCAGUGGCUUGUAUUUCUACGCCAAAAGAGGGGUGUCGGGUUCUGAAACUGACACGUCUCACUCGCUGUCCGCCAACUCAUAUUCUCCAGUGGAGGAUGAAAUCAGGCCAAAUUGUGAAAUGUGACACUGAGGCGAAAAAGGGAGCUGCAGAAGGUCGAAAACUGGCCUAUCCAUCCAUUCAUCCGUUUUCUACAGUGCUGGUCCUCAUUCGUGUCGCAGGUAAACCGAUAGACAGCCAAUCACAAAACAUCCAUCCAUCACCGAAUCGAUUUGUCCUCAUUAGGGUUGCGGUUGUCCCAGCUGACUGUUGGCGAGAGAAGUGGGGUACACCCUGGACUGUACAUUGGGUGAAAACAAUUAGCAAACAUUUGUAUUCAUCGGGGGCGGCAGGGGCCCCCAGAUCACCUUCAUCCGGCUCUCGGGGGCACAGACAAAACAAAUUGAGCAUCUCACCAAUCAUCAGCAUACUGUACUC